CAUGUGAUGCAGUUGCAACAUACAAUUUUGAUUGAGAUAGUAUUUACAUUCAGAUUUAGUUGAACGAAAUUGAAGAUUGAUCCACUGCUUUUUAUUAAGGUUAUAUCGGCGAGUUGAGCUUUUUUUGCAAGAGUUACCACGCGUGCAUCGCAAGUAAACGGUUCAAACGAUAUGCGACUAGCGAAUAAUUAACCGUGCCGCUUAUGUCUGUCAACACAUCAGAAGACUCAACGGUGAACGAACAGUUCAUCCAAGUUGUACAAAAUAUUCCUAUUCUGUGGAAUAUCCACUUGCCCCAGUACCGAAAUCGAGAACUAAAAGACCAGAAAUGGAAGGAGGUUGGAGCGUGCUUCAACCUUUCCGGUUCCGAUGCUUACAAAAAGUUUGUAUCUUUACGGGAAAAAUACAAACGGCAGCAGAAACUUGCUGAAUCUAGAAAUUUAUCACCCAGCGAAUGCUGGCGCCUAUAUGAUAGAUUGAAAUUUCUUGAUCCAGUUUCUUUCUCGCGACACCGGCGUAAUGAGAAAUCCAAUCCGGUUAUUGUAGGAACGCCUUUAUCCAUAGCAUAUGUACCUAAACCAAAUAUCACUGGUUUAAUAAAAACCGAGUUUCUUGAUGGCAAUUCGGUCUCAAUUCCAUCCUCCCCUGCCCAACAACUAUCAGACAAAAUUUCCGAAAAUGAAUCUACCGAAGCUUUUCAGGAUAAUUCCGCCUGUUUUAAUGACGUCACUAUGUACGGUUCUAAUUUGGAUGAGUCCAAUGGCGGUGAAAACCAGCACGUGCUUGAAACAGAAAGCCAUCGAAGUUCUGCGCAAGUAGACCAAUUUCUUACCAGAUUGGAAGCAAGAACGAGCGCUAUUCUGGAUGAGUGUACGCGAUGGAACACUAGUUGGUCCAGGUGUGAAACUUUGGGGAAUCGUGUAGCGCAGACAAUGUACGCACUGGAGGAGAACGAUCCAGACUUGGCGCUGAAGUUUGAUAUUAUUCUGAGCGAAGCAAUUACCAGUAUUAAGAAAGACCAGCUCGAAAGGGUUACGAGCCGACGGAAACAACAGGAGGAACGACAGCAGUGAAAUAGCAGAUAUUUAACCGUUACAGAAUAUUAUUUAUUUGUAUGACACAAUAUAAAAAAAUGGGUACAAUCCACAUAAGGGUAAGAUCCGAAGUAGGAAAAUUGUUUAUAUAGUUUUAUAAUGCUAGUUUUGGUUGUAUCAAGCACUGUAAAACUUAGAUAUAACCAAUUUUGUUACUUGGGAUGCAGCAGAUUUACAAAUGAAGCAAAACAAAUCCGAUUGGCCAUGUUGGUUUUAUUGAGUUCCAUGCUAUCAACAAAUCUUUACGAGUACCGCGAACAAUCAGCAUUAUUGUUGACCGUGGACAUCGAUAAAAUUCUCAGUUUUUCCACUGAGGUAAAAUAGAAAAUCAAUAACUAUUCAUUGCAAAGCUCUUAGUAUGCUUUCUUGGUUGUUUUCAGCUCAUUGCAAGUUUUUCCUCAAAAGUUUCAGUACAUAUUCAACUAUUUUAUCAGCACUAAUUCGUUUC
Molecule: messenger RNA, 1542 nt
Organism: Wyeomyia smithii (pitcher-plant mosquito)
Lineage: Eukaryota; Metazoa; Arthropoda; Insecta; Diptera; Culicidae
Exons: 2
Coding region: 204-1073 (289 amino acids)
Biological process (GO): regulation of transcription by RNA polymerase II
Cellular component (GO): nucleus; transcription regulator complex
Source: RefSeq, a predicted model, not a curated record